CGCUGUUCUCAACGUUAGAUUCGAAUGGCGUAGAUGACUCUGUCAUGCUCUCAUGAUUUACUUCUUGAAAAGUCGGACGCUGUGUUGGAUCACCAACAGCUCCAUGUUGUUCCAGAAUCUUUCUGUUGCUUUCACUCAAAUCAGCUACAUCUUGAAUGCUUGCAUUGAGAGCGUAAAGAGCUUUUUGCCCUGUGCUCCACUUCAGAUGGAUAUGGCAUUGGCCAUCUUCUUCUUUGACAAUCUGCCACAUACGAACACAACCAUCACUAUAUCCUGCCACCAGAAAAUAAUCUUCUUUGGAAACACCCCAUUCAAGAGCCUGAAUAUAUCCGCCUGCAAAUGGAAUAUCAGCCAAGCACUGGGCUGAUUCUGAGUCCCACAGUCGUGCCGCCCUGUCCUUACUAGCUGAGGCAAUGUACUGGCCAUCGCAAGAAUAAGAUAUGGCGACUAUAUUGUCGGUGUGCCCUUGAAGCGUAUGCAACACAGUCCGAUGGCAUCAUGUACGAGCCGAAAAGAAUCAAAUACCGCCCUGGAUGCGUUAUUGAGGUUAUUUACAAGCAACCACUCUCUGAAUCCUUGAAUGAAAUUGUCGAAGACCUGGGUAUCAAGGACGAAGAAUUCUCUUCAGGACAUAUUCCUUCUGCGCCACCUCGUUUUGGUCCUCCCACAAGAAAACUCACUUUUCAAGUCAAGCAAGAUAUGACGUCUCUGAUGAAUACACUCAUUGAAACUGUAGUUGAAAAAAACCGCCAAGGAAAGGCUUUAGAUACAUCGAUGAUUCAGUCUCUCAUAGAAUCAAAUCUUCCUGCCGAUUAUGGACACCUCAGGAGCAAUCCUGCGGUUACUCGUUCCGCACAAGCAGGUAGACCUAUAAAUUCCGGAUUUGAGAAUGCAGUUAUGCGCAAGUUGGAUGGGAUUCAAGCGCUUGCUAUUGAGAUUUUUGAGCUCCAAAGACAGAUGAAUGAUCGGCUGAUUCUGAUUGACCGCAAGACGGAGGCUAUCUUGACCAUGAACUACGAAUUGCUUGAGUAUACUAUCCCGAGAUUGUUUAUCGUAUUACCAGAUUACACAAGUGACACAAGUGAUUGGGACCCAGCCAACAAACUACGCACCAGAUUUCGCUUGCAUUUUAUUUGCGAGUGUGGAGAGCACACUCAAGUACCUGGUAACAAAGAUCCGCCGCACUACCCUCACCUUGCUCGUCAUGAAGGAUACAUCAUCAACAGACCGACAGAAUUCUUUAAAAAGUAUGGGCCUUACGUGCUGGUGAUGCUCGAGAUGCUUAAGGCGGGAACAACAUUUGGGGGAUGUGUGCUGCCAGCGCUAAGCAGUUUAAAAAUCGUAGAAACUCUCAGUAUUGCACAGCUCGGUAUCAACUCGAUCAAUCUCAAAACCAUCGAAGGGGUUGACUACUCUCUGGCAUUUCUGGAAGAAAAUCGCACUCGAUACCGAAAGUUAGGUCUAGAAGAUUUGCAUACGAGAAACCUAGCAGCUGAAAGUACAUCGCGUUAUGAGCUCGCUGCAUAUUUGGCCGGAGUUGAUGGAGCAGAAGGAGUGGACUUGCGGCAGCUGAGCUCUUAUUUGGCAAUGAAUGAUACAGGGAACUUGUAUGGGAAUUUGUUUCGUGUUGUAGCCGAAAAUGGUCAUGUCAAAUGGGUUUGUCGCGAACACUUCGACACUAUGCAGGAACAGUCCUGCAUCCGAAAAGUCAACGAGGCGAUUAAAACAGGUGUAUUUGAUGUCCAACUUGGUAGAAUUGAAAUGUCUUUAAAAUCCGCGAUUGAAGCUUUAGAGAUCUAUCAAGCCAUUGGUAAAAUCAAGAGACUUCACGAACUUGAUUUAAUAUUGCAAUGGGACCAAGAAUAUUUACACCUUGUCAGACUGAAGGAUGCAAUCUCGAAAGCGAAAAUCAAGGCGGUCAAAUUGACCUUGCUACAAUCAUCAAAAGCGUCGGAUACCAACAUCGAAAGGCCUAAUCAACAAUUAUAUAACCCUCUUUUCGAGAUUAUGCAGCUCUCUUCUACCCAAUCUUUUGAAAUCAACCAAGUCCCCAAGGAUUUCCUUAAACAGUCCAGUCCGAUGGAGGUCGAUUUGCCGCAUUUGAAGCAUUUAAGCAUUAUUGGUUCAUGGGCAGUGGAUAGGAAAAGGAGAAGACAAGAUAUGGACAAAGAUAUUGAAAAACUUAAAGCGCUGGUCAAAAAUGCAACAAAGCUCUCUAGCUUAUCCUUAAACGUAUCAAUUGAACGAUUACCUAAAGUCUUCAAUGCGCUUUCUCAAUAUCAGUCCUGCCUCGUUAAUUUUGUCAACCUUGGCCUCCGUGUGUUGCCAUCAAUGAACGACGAAUGUAUUCAAAAUAGUACUACUAUCUUAGAUCUUACACAACUGUUUCAGCUACAUGGUGCGCAGUUGGAGACACUGGAUCUUCGUAAUCUUCGACUGGAAGGUGUUGUGGUGGAGGCUAUAGUCAAGGCGACAGAGAGGGUUUCGAGGCUGAAGGAGCUGUACUGGCCCAACCGGAGCCAGUACCUUGACGACCAAUAUAUCAAGAACCUCGUUACAAUUGCUGUUCAGUCCGAUUGACGUCUUUUGCAUAUUGAAAUGAAUAAUGUUGACACACAGGUACGAUUACUGCAGUCGAUUCCAUGGAAGCGUAUGCGCGAAUUAAGGAUUGAGGAUGUUAAUGAUGGCUUCAUGCCUGCUGACGUUUGGAAGGCAAUAAGGACUGAGAAAACUAUGCUGACGGCAUUAAUAAAUGGUAUGAAGGGAGCAGCAGAGAGGCCUGAAUUGAAAUGCUUUAGGUAUACUGCAAAGAAGCUCUAUGCGGAUGGGCGACGAUUACUUGGUCAUAUCCUUUCCAUGGUAUCAUUCAAACGCCUUGAUUUAAGGAUGGGAUUGACUUGCGAUCAGGUAGUUGAACUAUUCCGCUCGAUGGACA
Molecule: messenger RNA, 2935 nt
Organism: Lobosporangium transversale
Lineage: Eukaryota; Fungi; Mortierellomycota; Mortierellomycetes; Mortierellales; Mortierellaceae
Exons: 2
Coding region: 499-2580 (693 amino acids)
Source: RefSeq, a predicted model, not a curated record